AUGUCCUGCUUUUCAAAACUUGCAUCCUAUCGAGUUGAACAACUUAAGUUCUGGCUUUCUUGUCGUGGUGACUCAUUGAAGAAUCUCCCUACAAAAGCUGCUUGUAUACAAAGGAUUAAUAACUACGUAAAAAAUGGUCUAAAAGAUAAGAUCACUGACCCCACUCCACUUAACAUUUACUCGAAGACCAAAAGUUUAAAGAGGGAUCACAAUCCUGAGACAAGUCACGAUAAUUUAGUUUCUUCUCCAUCUUCUGAUGCUCAGUACAUGAAAGGAAAUUAUUGGAUGACUAAUAGUAAACAACUGCAAUGGUCUAAAUCUCUGCAACAUGCACCAAUUUUCACUAUAAAAGAGAAUAAAAGAAUUUUUCAGCUCAUCUGGAAAAACAGGAAAGACCCAGAAAAGAGCCGAAAAUCUGUUAUUUGAUAACUUUCUGGACAGUGUUGAAUGUGGUCAUGACAUCGAAUACUUUUACAUUAGAGCUGUAUGCAGUGCAUCAUACACAAAAUCCCAGUUUCACAAAUUAAGUUGCUGUCUGUCAAUAAAGACUGCUCAAGUUAUUUAUGCUUACUGUACCUGCAAAGCUGGAAAAGGAGGGUUUUGUAAUCAUGUUUAUGGACUUCUUAAAUUACUGGCCCAAUUUGUACUUGAUAAGUCAGACAGUAUACCCCUUCAGCUGCCUUGCACAUCAAGACCGUGUGGAUGGACAGUGCCCAAAGUAAGAAAAAUGAAUGUACAAAAACCCACCGUAAUGGAAGCUGUAAUCAAAAAGCCUAAACUUGGACGAAAUAGAAGUGGAAUACAAUGUAACCUAUAUGAAGCCAGAUCAGUUGAACAACAAAAUCUGAAUUUUGAUGAUUUAAAUGAGAUGAAAGAGAACUUAUCACAUCUUGAUCCUAAUAUUCCUAUUAUUAAUGUUAUACGAAACACCAUUUCAGACUCUGAGUGGACAGACACCAAAUUUGGCAAAGUACCAAUUUAUUCACCACUAGCCUAUCAGUGUAGCAAAUUUGGAAACAACUUUAAUGUUUAUUUGAAUAUUGACAAUCUUAUUUCUUUGAGCUCUACACAUUCCACUGAUUAUCCUCUUUUUCCACAUAAAGUUCUUCCACAGUACUACCCUAUUGAUGAAUCUGACCUUACUUUACAAGAACAGACUCUUUUGAAAAAGCUUGAACUACUAAAUGGUGAUGCUGUAAUACUUGAAGAAGCAACCAGGCAACAAUCAGCAGUACCGCUUUGGUUUGACCAAAGGAAACAGAGAGUUACUGCAUCAGCAAUCUAUGAUGUUGCUCAAUGGAAGAGAGGGUUUGACAAUCAUGCUCAUAAAUUUGUUUCUGGGUCUAUUGAUGAGAUUGGCCCCUUUCUGCAAAGAAAGUUGGAUCAUGGCAAAAUGUAUGAGGCAGUAGCCCUACAAAAAUACCAUACAUGUAUGCAAGAUUAUAAUAACAAUGUUCAUAUUUACCCGUGUGGACUUGUAGUAAACGAAAACAACUGCUGGUUGGGUUGUACUCCUGAUGGAAAAGUAGUGUUUGGUGAUCUGUUUGGAAUUGCAGAGUGUAAAUGCCCAGAACAGUACAAAAAUUCAGAUAUUUUUGAUGUUGCUGGCGAUCAAUCAAACAACUUUAUGCUUUAUGUUCAAGAUGGUCGAUUAURUAUGAAGAAAACUCAUAGAUAUUAUUAUCAAAUACAAUGUCAGCUUGCUUUGACAGGUGCCGCCUUUUGUGACUUAAUUGUAUAUACUUUCAAAAGCAUUGCUAUUGUCAGAAUUCUAUUUGACCAAGAUUUUUGGACAGAUGUUGUACAUGUAGUUGGACAGCGGUAUUUUCAGCAUAUACUUCCAAAACUGGCAGAGUCUCAAUUUUAGUUAACUACUAGACAGCAUUACCUACUAGCUAAUGUCACAUGRUACAUGACAUCGUGGCAAAUGAUUGACAGGUCAGAUCAACAAAGUUAUUACAUGUUUUCCCAUAAGUCAUAUAAUUUAUAUGAUGUCAAAAGCAACCUCGAUUGACAGAUUUUGUAUCAACAUUGUUAUCAGUAAGUCAUUGUCAUUUGCUUUUUUAGUCUGAUAUGACCAGACAUCUUAUAUACAUAUUUUUACUAAAAUUAAGUCAAGAUAAUUGUAAAUCUUGUCAAGAUAAUUUGAUCAAGAUGAAAUCUGUAUAAGAACUAUAACCUUGCAGGUUACAGUGUGAAUUUUUUUGUUUAUU
This is a messenger RNA of Exaiptasia diaphana, 2213 nucleotides long. RefSeq lists its product as uncharacterized. NCBI's taxonomy places the organism in Eukaryota, Metazoa, Cnidaria, Anthozoa, Actiniaria, Aiptasiidae. Bases 1 to 426 code for a protein of 141 amino acids. The transcript is spliced from 4 exons. The record is from RefSeq and is a predicted model, not a curated record.